Rubroshorea leprosula is the source of this 2270-nucleotide messenger RNA. Lineage: Eukaryota; Viridiplantae; Streptophyta; Magnoliopsida; Malvales; Dipterocarpaceae. The record is from the annotation of a GenBank genome assembly.
AUAAUACAAUGACACAAAAGCCAAACAAAUAAAAAUUUCAGAAAAAUCGCCAAUUCGUCAGAUCUCUCUGAAUAAAAGCAAUCGCCCACCUACUUCUCUCCUUUCCUUCGCUCCCGCGCCAAUAUACAAAUUCCUCAGCUCAGUACACUUCCUCCACUCUGCAGUGAUCUAGGGUUUAGGUGAGAUGGCGGCGGAGGCGCCAGCGAGUCCGGCGGCAGGGAGCCAUGAUAGCGGAGGGGAGCAGAGUCCGCGCUCGGGAGUGAGGGAGCAUGAUCGCUACCUGCCGAUUGCGAAUAUCAGUCGCAUCAUGAAGAAGGCGAUCCCUGGAAAUGGCAAAAUAGCCAAGGAGGCUAAGGACACCAUCCAGGAAUGCGUCUCUGAGUUCAUCAGCUUCAUAACUAGCGAGGCUAGUGAUAAAUGUCAGAAAGAGAAGAGAAAGACGAUUAAUGGGGAUGAUUUGUUGUGGGCAAUGGUGACACUGGGGUUUGAAGACUAUGUUGAGCCACUUAAAAUUUACCUGGCUAGGUAUAGGGAGGUAAGCCUCUCAAUUUGAACUGUUUUUUGUAGUUCAGCUUCUAUGGUUAUUCUGUUUGUGGAUUAAUUCUACUUAAGUAUCUGUUUUGGUUUCUGAAAGUUUAAGGAGAAGAAGAUUGAAAUCUCGAAUUUCUUUGUGUUUAAAAUUCAGAAACUGAAUGUUUUUGUUUCACUCAUAUUUUUCUGUUAAUGACAUGCGGUUGUCUGUGUAAAUUUAUCUAACUAUGUUUUUCUUCUUCUAUGCAUUUAUGUUGGGAAUGAAUGCAAAUUCACAGCUGGAGGAAAAAAGAAAAAGAAAAAUCCCCCUCACUCUCCUCUGUGACUACGAUUAAAUUGUCCCUAAACCAUUUAAACUGGCAGGGUGAUGCCAAGGUAUCUGCAAGGAGUGGAGAAGGAUCUGUAAAAAGGGAUGCAGUUGGAAGUCUGCCUGGCCAGAAUGCCCAGGCACAGGGACAGCAUAUGAUUGUUCCAUCGAUGCAAGGCUAUCAGUAGUACUCCUUGCUACUUUUACUAAUUCUAUUUUAUAAGUUUUAGGCUGGUAGUAAUGUUUAGUUAAACAUCUAUAGAGGAUCCUUAAUUUGAAAUUACAUUUUAUUUAUCCAAGGUGUAUUUCAGAUGGGGUAAUUUAGUUGUUAGCGGUGAUUUGAAACUCCUACGCCAACAGUUACCGCAGCCACAAAUUGGGCACUCUCUUUUAUAAUAUAUCUUGAACAUUAGAAAAGAAAAUUGUUCUGUAUACUAAUGGUAUUCUGUAAAAUUGGUUGAUGAGUUCAUAUGAGCAGGAACUUGGUUACAGAUGUUACAGCAGAGUUUGGAAGAAUCAUUUCCUUUUGUAUAACCCUUAAACUGAAUAUCUACCCAAUAUUUUCUUGGAAUUUUGUGACUAUACAUGCAACACUCUGUGAGACUAUCCUGGAAACAGAAGCACGUGACAUCAUUUGCCUCGCAAGGAUUCCCCAAGAACUUGAUCAGAAUUUGCAACAAAGCAAUUCUUUUGUAAUAUCUCCUGUCCAUUAUCUCCGAUGGAUCAAGGAGGACAAGGCUGAGAAUUCAGAAGUUGAUGUGCAGAGGGUAAAUAACGUGGGCAGGUGGAUGCUUUUGCCAACUGGGACCCUGAAAGGUCCAGCUCACACCACCCCAACCCCAUGAUAACCCCUCACCUCUCAAUUUUAUAAUCCCGUUUAAUAUCUGACUGAGGCCAGCGCAGGCCUCAUGGGGGGCUCGGACAAGAGACAGCACAGCCAAUAGAUUCACAUUCUCUGAUUUUGUUGGUCAAAGCUGUAAUGUCCGAAUUUACAGUGGUACCCCUCGUGCCAUACAGCUGGCCACGUUUGUUUUUGCAGAGAACGAGAGAAAGAAAGAGAUUCAUUUUCAUUCAGGUAACCUACUCACCCCCUCACGUGGCCUUUGUUCCUUCAAACCCAGAGUGCUUCUUCGCAUUCGCAUCAGUCAGCAGCAGACUCCAUGCCUUCUUCCUCCUUUAUAUUUUCUCUUCUUCCAAUGUGUUUUUUACUCACUCGCUAUCUUGUCAUUUGUACAACACGCGGCUUCUUCCAUACAAGCAAUGCAAUGCCUCCCUCCCUAGGUUUUGGCUAAUCAUGCAAAUUACCUCCUCAACUUGUUGAUAGGUGGCAAACAAGCCCCUGAAUUGAAAACAGUAACAAAUGACCCCUUAAACUCGUCAUCGGUGGCGAAUCAACCCCUUCUCCAACGGCUGAUGUCAUCAUUCCGUCCAA